Messenger RNA from Magallana angulata, 2987 nucleotides. RefSeq names its product olfactory receptor 51V1-like. The coding region runs from base 190 to 1308 and encodes 372 amino acids. The record is from RefSeq and is a predicted model, not a curated record. Lineage: Eukaryota; Metazoa; Mollusca; Bivalvia; Ostreida; Ostreidae. Gene Ontology annotation, biological process: G protein-coupled receptor signaling pathway. Gene Ontology annotation, cellular component: membrane. The transcript has 2 exons. Gene Ontology annotation, molecular function: G protein-coupled receptor activity.
AAUGCCGCGCAACAAUAGUUAUAUAUAAGGCGACCACUUUCAUAGAAUAUCAAUAUUUUAUCCGGAUUUACUAAACUCUAGAGCAAGGGUUUUUUACCACCAAAAUCUCAGUCCCGCCUUUACGAAAUUUGAAAAGUGAAGGUAUUUGUAGUGGUUUUCCCCCGGAACCUAAAGAACAGAAGAGAUUUCAUGGAGAAUUUGACUUCAACAGCCCCGGAUGUGACCACCGUGUACAUUACAUCAGCAGACCAAGAUGCCACUGGUUUUCCUAUCAAAUCCAAAACUCUACAGGAUUUAUCAGACCUUCAGUCGACAUCCACAUCUCAGAAUCCAACCAGCGUAUAUCAGCAAACCACAAUCCCCGUCGACGUCGCUCUAUGCUCAGUGCACGAGUUCCUAACCUGUUGGCUCAUACCUGUCUCUUCCAUUUUAAGUCUGAUAUCCAUAUCCGGCAAUGUCGCCACAAUCACCAACAUACUGUGCAGGCGCAUGUACAAAAACGGAACUUACUUGUGCAUUCUGCUGGUGGCAAUGGGUGACCUUUUGACGACUAUCCUACUCUACGUCUUUAUGUUUAUUCUAUUUCCCAUCAUGUUCGAGCUUUAUCUUAACAUUCCCCUUUGCGUUUUGUUUUUCUGGGUUGGGUACACUUCUCACUUCUGGGCUGGGAGUAACCUUGUUCUGCUUGCCUUUGAGAGGUAUUCUCUGAUCACAAACCCAUUUAGAUAUCAAACAUUUCAUAGAAAGCAUCGAGCGGUCAAGAUAUCGCUGCUUAAUUUGUCCAUUUUGUCCGUCUUGUGCAUUGCAUAUGCCGUCGUUUUAUCGUUUAUCGAAUCUUGUCCCGAAUUCUUCCUGAUAAUGUAUUACUUCGCUUUUAUCGGCGUUCCGUUUUUCUUUAUAAUUACAGGAAUGCUGCUGUUUUUACAUUGUUAUAAACUGAUCAAGAUAAAAAACAUGCCCAACCUUUCCCUUCAAACCUCAAACAAGAAAGGAUUCUCUGAGCUAACCACAAAAGUCUACCUCAUUUGCCUUACGUAUGUGUUCAGUCAGAUCCCGUUUGUUAUUAAUGACUUCAUGGUACUGUUUAUACAAUUCGGGCUCCUUGGUCCCUCUGAAAUGUGGACGCACCUUCUGUAUCAGAUAGGGACGGUCUCCAUUCUGGCAAACUACGCCAUUAAUCCCUUCAUAUACUUUCUCUCGUUCAAAAGAAUGAAGUCUCUGUGUAAGGUAAAGCGUAGGGAAAUCCCCUCAUCAGCAAUGAGUGUCUACAAUGUCAGUAAACAAAAUACAUGUACUGUUAACCAAUAAACUACAAGUUAUAACAAAUUACCGAAUGUGUAAAAGACUUAUGUUGGAUAAUAAAUAAACGAUAUGAUAAACCAACUCUUUAGUUACCUGUAACUCGUCAAACCACACACGGGUGGUUAGAACUGUAAGACAGGUAUAGUGAAUUUUUCACCAGCCAGACAACUUGUCAAACUUGCUGCUUAACUAGUUAGUUAACACACGACAUAUUAACUGUUAACUGUACAAAGCCGGCCAGUACACAACUAAGCCGUUUUAACUAUAGCCGCCGCUAUGUGGCUAACUAUUCCGCAUAGUUGAUUAACAAACCGCUAACUAGUUAGUAACGAUGACACACACAACAUAUCAUUAUAAAAUUUAACCAUAAUAAUUAGUUAUGACAAGGUCGCAGUUAAUUAACCACAUGUAGUCAUAAUUACACACAUCAUUUCUUAGUUUACCGUUAACUAACAAGUCAUAAUACACACACACAUACAAUGUUAUAGUUUACCGUUAACUAACAAGUCAUAAUACACACACAAUGUUAUAGUUUACCGUUAACUAACUAGUCAUAAUACACAUUAUGUUAUAGUUUACCGUUAACUAACUAUUUACAACAUGUACUAUGAAAUAUAGUUUACCGGUUAAUUAAGAACUUGUGCCGUGUUAUAGUUUACCUUUUGUUACUUAGUCAUCGUAAAUACCAAAGGAUUACUUAACACUUUCCAAUAUAAGAGCCAAGGGUCACUGUGAUUAGCUAAUAUACAUGUACUUAUAUGUAUAAUUACUUUAAAUGCUAGAUCAUUUCAAAUUUAAUCUCUUUGAAUUAAUGAUGUCUGAUCAUCAGUAUUCGAUACUCUAAAUUUCUGAAUUUUUCAUGUUUUUAUCACAGAUUUGCCGGUGUUUUUUGAAAAUGUAUUGUAUAAAGAAUUUUGGUUUUUUUUCUUGAUCGUUGUUUUUGCCCAGCUGUAUUAAGGAGAACAACAGUACUUCAUAUUUAUUUAGCUAUUUACGAUUUACCAUUUAUAAUUAAUCACAAUUCUUCUUUUACCCUUUUCAUAACUCAUCUUGGCAAACACGCUGUUACUUUUUAUCGGAUUACCAUUUCUGUUGGUUUUAAUUCAUAUACGAGGUAUGAAAAACAGAUAUCAUUUUUAGAAUGAAAACAAUACUUUGAGCUGAGAGUUGAAGAACCGUUAAUGAAUAUAAAAUAAUUAUCUCGGUUAGAACCAAUCGGCUUCAUUACUAAACGCAGCUAUUGACCAAAGUAAUCGGAGCCGAACGCUACAGUGACGAGUAUAUUGUUACUGAUCUGUUUUCAUGAACGGUUUUUAGAUUAUUGUAUAAUGUUUGUUAUGUUUCCUUUCAAAUGUCUAGAGAAUAGAUUUCGUGUGUUACAGCAUCAUAAGGGUAUUAUCAAACCCCAUUUUGUCGAGGGGAAUCUGUUAACCCGUAGUUCUGUGGGUGUUUCUGAUACUUUUCCAUCUUUUUUCCCCUGUAGAAAUUACAAUUUACUUUACUAUACACGUAUUAUGUAAACUGAUAUCUUGAUGUUGAUUUAAACUGUGUACAUAUAAAUAUUCAAUUUUCAAUGACAUGAUAUCAUUAAAAGUAUAGCUGAUUAAUUUUGUGUAUGUGUUUCGGUUUGUUUUGGGAUGUUUUAUUAAUUUUUGACUCAACCUUGUCAUUGUUACAUAUAUUAA